This is a messenger RNA of Apiotrichum porosum, 387 nucleotides long. RefSeq lists its product as uncharacterized. The record is from RefSeq and is a predicted model, not a curated record. Bases 1 to 387 code for a protein of 128 amino acids. The transcript has 4 exons. Gene Ontology annotation, biological process: attachment of spindle microtubules to kinetochore. NCBI's taxonomy places the organism in Eukaryota, Fungi, Basidiomycota, Tremellomycetes, Trichosporonales, Trichosporonaceae. Gene Ontology annotation, cellular component: DASH complex; mitotic spindle.
AUGUCACUGGCAACAACAAAUCCAUAUGCAAACCACCCUCAACUGUCCGCGCUAGAAGCAGAGGUCCUAUGGGAAUACGCAAAACUCUCCGACACAAUCAGCAAGAUCGGAACGCUGGCGCGAGACACGGCCGAAACACCCAACGAGUCGCUUCUGGCGUCCCUCCGUGACCUUGAGACCAAAAUGAAGCUCGUGUUCACCACAGGCCUCCUCCUCCCCCAGUUCCAAACUUCCGUCUUCCUCAUCAACCAAGAACACAAUCUUGCGAGCGAGGACGCGGCGCAGCAGGCGUACGACCACGACCACCACCAAGAAGAGGGCGCGUCGGGAUACACGAGUUAUGCGCACUACGACGACUCGGAGGGCGACAGCACCAUCCAGUACUAG